Molecule: messenger RNA, 12497 nt
Organism: Triplophysa dalaica
Lineage: Eukaryota; Metazoa; Chordata; Actinopteri; Cypriniformes; Nemacheilidae
Product: mucin-5AC-like
Exons: 3
Coding region: 7088-8158 (356 amino acids)
Molecular function (GO): catalytic activity
Source: RefSeq, a predicted model, not a curated record
AGACAUCGCUUACUUGCCUCUGCCAUGCGCAUCAACGCUGACCCCGAGCGAGCGUUCGGCAACUGCAAGUUCCAGUUGAUUGCUCUGUAGAACCCGUGGGAAAGCGCACGAAGGCGACGGUCCACAGGCAAACAUACACAUGAACAGACAAAUACAUUAAGAAUUCAACGCAAACAGUCCACAUAUGUGCUGAAAGUGUUUCAUUUGGAUGCUGGACACCUUUUGCAUUUAAGCAUUUGGCAGACGCCUUUAUCCAAAGCGACUUACAUUGCUUUAUUCUAUACAUUUACAUAGGUAUUUGCAAUUCCCAGGGAUCGUACCCACAACCUGUUAACGCAAUGCUCUUACCACUGAGCUACAGGAAGCCCCGUUCUCUCUCUAUCACACAACAGCAUUUAAGCCAGGCGCAAGCGUCUCUAACAGGAACUACGUUCUUCAACACAUUAGUGAUGGGAAGUUCGGAUCAUUUUAUUGACUCGGACCUUUGAGUCUCGUUCAGCAAAAUGAACGAAUCUUUUUUCGAGUCAUAUCGUUCCUUUCGUUCAUUUUAGGAAAGUAUAAUUAAAAUGUUACAUGUCACUUUCCUAACAAAUCUACUACUUAUGAUCACAUUACAACCAAUACAAAACUAUAAUGCUAUAAUAAACAGAAAAGAUGAAUUACUUGUUUACCUUGGUAUUUAGUCUAUGAUUAUCUCAUCUCACCUUUCAAUUCAAGUUUAUUUAUUUAUAUAGCGCUUUUCACAAUGUGUAUUGUUUCAAAGCAGCUUUACAGGGGCAAACAGGAAAAACAGAAAAGUUAAAACACAGCACAGUGCAUGGUAUUAUACAACUAGUAAGUUCAUUCUAAUAAAUAACAUCUAAUUUAUAAAUAAAUAAAUAAAUGAAUGAAUGCAGUCUCCCGGUGAGCAGGCCAACACUGCCCUGCUGUGGCGAGGAACCCAAACUCCAAUGAUUGAUUAAUGGAGAAAAAAACCUCGGGAGAAACCAGGCUCAACCGGGAGGACCAGAUCCCCUCUGACGUGUCAUAGCUGCACUCAGACUGCUGACGUGUGGUUUAGGUUUAGCAUUUAAUACCAAAUAUUGUAACUUCAGCGUUAAUAAGACAAAUAGUCCGUCUUUGCUCUUGGUUGGGGAUGUAGUGGUCUGAGCUGGGAUGGUCCGAUGGUCGUAUUUCUCUUGGCAGCUGGUGGAAUUGCCUUAGAUGGAGCUGGGAUGGUCAGUCAGUCUGCAGCUGUAUCUGGUGUAAUCUCAAAUUGGGGAUGGGCAUCUGUCGGUCGCCUGGACAUGGUGGAACAUCUUCCUACCUUGGGAUGGGCAUCCCGAGGCAGAGGCAGAAAGAGAAUAAAGAGAAUAAUUAGCGUAGCUGCUGUUCAUUAACUAUGCAUUAAUUGAAAGCUUGGCUGAAAAGAUGUGUCUUUAAUCUAGAUUUAAAUUGGGAGAGUGUGUCUGACCCUCGAAUAGUAUCAGGAAGGCUAUUCCAGAGUUUAGGUGCUACGUAUGAGAAAGCUCGUCCACCUUUGGUGGAUUUUGUUAUUCUAGGUGUUGUCAAAAGUCCUAAGUUUUGAGAUCGUAGAGAGCUUGAUGGGUUGUAACGUGAUAAAAGCUCGGUUAAGUAAGUAGGGUCUAAACCAUUCAGGGCUUUGUAAGUAAUUAAAAGAAUUUUAAAAUCAAUACGAUACUUAAUGGGUAGCCAGUGAAGCGAUGAUAAAACUGGGGUUAUGUGAUCGUAUUUUCUUGACCUGGUAAGAACUCUGGCAGCUGCAUUCUGAACUAACUGUAGUUUGUUUAUCGAUGAUACAGGACAACCACUAAGUAGAGCAUUACAAUAGUCAAGCCGUGAGGUCACAAAUGCAUGAAUAAGCUUUUCUGCGUCUGCAACACAUAAACUAUUUCGUAAUUUGGCAACAUUUCUAAGGUGGAAGAAGGCUGUUUUUGUUAUAUUUGAGAUGUGAUUUUUAAAUGACAGGUUGCCGUCUAAUAUAACGCCUAGAUCUUUAACUGUAUUUGUUGGAGUAACAGUGCAGCUUUCAAUUUGCAGGCUGUAAUCGGAGAUAUUCUGUUUACUUGAUUUUGGUGCUAUAAGUAAUAUUUCUGUUUUGCUAGAGUUUAAAAGGAGGAAAUUACUAGUCAUCCAAUGUUUUAUGUCCUCGAUGCACUCUGCCAGUUUGGAUAGCUUAAAGGAAUCAUCUGGUCUUGAUGAGAUAUAUAGCUGAGUAUCAUCUGCAUAACAGUGGAAGCUAAUUCCAUGUUUUCUAAUAAUGUUGCCGAGGGGCAGCAUGUAUAUGGAGAAAAGCAAGGGUCCUAAAACCGAUCCCUGAGGUAAUCCAUAAUUGACUUGCGUAAGAUUUGACGAUUUCCCAUUUAAAUGGAAAAUCGGUGAGGUACACCUCACCUCUUAUCUUGAUUAAUUUGUCAUUUCACUGUCUUUGUCUAUCAAUAAAGAAACACUAGGGCUAGGCUAUACACCCUUUUGUUAGGAAGGUUGUAAAUUAGCUAAUUUAUGUGUCCAAAGCUGUCACGUCACAUUACAAAAGACCGAAUGACUCGAACCAGAAGACUCGAGAGGUGAACUAAUCAAUUCUCUUUCCGGCUCUGAUUGCAUUUGUUAAACGUCCGGAGCAUGUUGCGCAAUGCGCAUGCGCGACUGAACGAAUCACGUCCCAUGACGUCUCGUUCUUCCCGAGUCACAUUUAAGAUUCGUUCACGAACGACCCAUCACUUCAACACUUAACUAUCCGCAUACAUUUAGGGCUAUACGCGUACACAAUCAAACGAGAGUGCUUGCGUGCGUGCGUGCGCCUGUGAGUGAGUGAGAGAGUGAGUUAGUGAGUGAGUUAGUGAGUGAGUGAGAGAGUGAUAGAGUAUUUGCCAACGAAUUUUUCCGUAUAAGACAGUCACGUGAGAAAUAAAACUUUGCGUCUUCUCAUCACUACCUUUCAACACAAGCUGCUAUCCCCGAAAGGGGAAUGCACCGUUCCUGGAGACACUGCAAUACCAGGUCGAUGCGUGGAGUGGGCGGAGCAAGCCCCGCUUCCAGCUCCGCGUUUCAAAAAUCCAUUUAAUAUAUGGUCCCCAGAUAGGGGACGUAUCAGAUAUUAAACUGAUAAGAACAGAUUUUUUCUUUCGAAAAGUUUUAUUGUCAUCAUGUCUUAUUUUUGAUCUCCAUUUCACAAUAAUACAAUUAUUCAAUAAGGUAAAAUUCUGAGGAAAAACGGAGGUAAAACAACAUAAAACAAGGUAUUACAUAAAAUAUAUAAAAAACUCAUCUGAAACCCAGUUAAAACCAUUUUACGAUGUUUUUAAAAGUACUCAAGCAAUGAAAAAAAAACAAUAAAAUCACAAUCCCAAAAAAUCACUGUCUCUCGUCAUCUGUUGUCCAGGACCGGGUGGAGUCCCUAACAAAAAUACCUUCACCAAACUCUAUAGAACGAGCCAAUUUCCUUCUGUUUCCGCCAGCCAGCGGAAAUCCUCUCCCUCCAGCCCGCUGGCCCGCUGUUCCCGUAGCCAGAUUGGUGAGGGUGCAUCUACGGGCGACCAUAUUUUUUUUAUAAAACGGAUCUGCCCUUGAUUUGUGCCGCUGAACUCACACAUCAGUGGACUUUGAUGCUAAAAACAGGACGAACUAACAGUAAUAGAUGUCGCAUUUACGAAUUUAGCAGACACCUUUAUCCAAAGCAACUUCCACGGGCCUUUUAGUCUAUGCAUGUCUUUUAUCAGUAGCAGGUGAUUUUGGUUUCCAUAUUACAAAAAUGUAAUGACUAUAAGGAUGCAAUAUUGUUGCGCAAUGUUGUAAUGUAACAAGCAUGGACUUAUUAAUUCAAUAUAGCUGACACAGCCCAAGUCAAUGCCAAAUGCCUUACCGUUUACCUCCGUGAAGAGGCUGACGAUAUAUCGUGUCCGCAAAGAAGCAUACAAUGAAUAGCCACAUUUCCUUUUGAAAUGGAAAAAUAUUAUGCAUUAUUUUCUAAUUUUCAGCACAUGGAUAUAGGAUUCAGGCCCAGUGACCCACCCAUGCAGCCAAGCAUAUGCGAGAACGUAGUAAAAUUGAGUCGGGAUGCGCGCAUUUAGCUACAGGCAAACAAUUGAAAAUUGUCGGUUUGCACAAAGAUGGUUUUUAGCCUACGGAUCCCUUUGCUCCGAAUAAUUGCCCUUAUUAAACAUAAUUACAUUCACUGUAAAAAAUAUUUAAAAAAAACUUAAUUAAAAAGCAUUUCAUACAUAUUAACGCACAUAUAUAUUCUAGGCUUAAUAAAGUGCAUUCAUUACUUAUUACUGCAAAAGCUGCAAAGAUGCUAUGUCCACUUCAAGAAGAGCAAGUCUGACUACUGCGCUAAAUGAAUUAACAUACUGUAUACUAAAGAAAAUAAAGUGAGGCACUUGAUCGAUGUUAAGGGUUAUUCCAAGAUGUUAAUACACAAAAAUGAUCUUACUCUGACUGAAACAUCCAAAGUGUAAGCAUCAGAAUGUAUGUGUCUCGCAAACAUAAUUAUGUCUUAACUGAAUGCUUGGUGAACUGCCGGGGGAAAUAUUGGUUCAUAAGGCCUUAACUCUCGAUGUCAAUCAAACAAAUUCAAUUAAAUACACAUAGAUAAAAAUACCUAUAGAUGUGGGUUUUGAGUUGGUGUGUGCCAAAUUUGGCGGAAUUGGAUGCACUAAUUUGAUGUCAAAUUUUCUAAUUUGUCAUUUUCUAUUUUAUUUACAUCUGAAACCUCUUGAUUUUGAAUGUAAAAAUUCACUUGAUAAAAGGAUUUUAAUAAAAAUCUGCAUUCCACAAAUCAAAACACAGUAACAGAAGCUACAAUGAUUUAGUAGCUUCUCAAUGGCUCGAUUUAAAGUUUUAGAUUACAAGUUUCAAAUUUUUAUUUUUUUAAAAACCAAUUGUGUUGGGUAAAACGUUGCUGAGCAAAAAUAUGUUUACAGAAAAAUCUGACCAUACCAUUGUUCUGCUACAGAAUUAAUUGAAAACUUUAUAAAACACAUUGAAUGGCUCAAAAUGUCCCGUUUUGAAGGGCUAUGAAUAUUUUUCUGAUGUAAGAAUGAAUUACUACUAACACAAUGAGUCUAACUUGAGUGGAACUCAAACUGUUCCUUUAAGUGGGCGGGCCUUGAAACUGAAUACCGCGCAAUUUUGGUAAGUUCAUCAAGGCAAGACUCCAUUGACGGUUAGAAUGAGCUAACAGUAUGCGAGUAUGGCGGAUGGUGGAAACCGAUACAGAAGACGAAUUAACAAUCUUCGAGACAAAAUGAACGCCCAGUUCAAUCGACUACUUAAUGAAGACCCCCCCAGAGGAGGAACAGACCAGUCUUCUGGAUAGGUAUGUGACCCCAUUUAAGUAAUUAUAUGUAUUUGAGUAUUUUAAUAUUUUAAUAUAAUAAAUAUAUAUAAGUCAUUUUUACCAGUUAUUUAAUAAUCAAAAUUUGAAUUUAUUCAUUAUUGAAUUAAUCACCAAUGCACACGUGGUUAAGAAAUGUCAAUAAUCACAGAAAUAAUCAAAUGUACUUGAACGAUAUACUUGCAUAUUUAAACGAUGUGCUUAUUUUGAAAUGCUUUGUUUGUAAAGAGUUGUCACAGGGAUAAGGUGUUUUUGUAUGCAAAACCAGGUAGCCAGAUAACAAUUUAGCACGUCUGGUUCCAUCGCACAAAACUAGGGGUGGGUUUCCCUAUAGAGGGUAUGCAUCGACGUCAUUUUCCCACGUGAAAAUGCCGGGACAUGCUGCCCUGAGUGGCAAAACACCCAGCUUAUAGGCAGAGAAACUGGGACUAAAACACGCAAUUAUUUGCUGAAAUUACAAGCAGUUGGACUCGACUCGAUCCAUAUGGCUUCACUACGACGUUUAGGAAUGUUUUGCCACCCAGGCGACCGCGGACAGGCUCACGUGGUGUUGACGUGGUAAAGUGACGAAACGUCCGUACCCUCUAUAGACCAAUUUGGAGUCGACGUCACGGUUAUGUCACUGCCAGCUGUGCACGCAUACUGGUUGUAUUAAAACUGUGGAAAACAAAGCAGCAAUGAGUGAAACGGAGGAGGCAAUUGAAUAAGAAUGGCAAAAAUUAUGGUAUUUUUCCUAUGGAAUACCGUCGUUGAAUAAGCCAUUUUAAGCUAAACAAGUCAUUAAACAAACAGGCUGGAAUGACAAAAUCAUCCGGAUCUGUAUUUAUUUUAUUCUUUAUCCGUGUAAUUCUCAAGUCAUUAUACAGGCUAUCUAUUCUGGGUUUUCUGCAACCAAGAUGCGCGUGCAUCCUGAAUGUUUACAAACGUAUAAUUAGCCUUUUCGCACACAAUUAUGGUAUUCAAAAUAGACUUACUACGUCCUAAAUUCUAGUAGGCCUAUAGUAAAAUUAUUAUUUUCCAAGUGCCCUGAUGGUCUAAUGUUUCCGGCGAAAAUUUCGAAGCCUGCGUCCGAAAUCGCCAACUUCCACACUAUAGUAGACAAAAUGAGUCAUGAAUAGUAUAUCAAUAACUUCCGUAUGCAAAAAAGCAGUUGGCGACAUUUAUCAAUCCCAUGGUGCCACGGGAGCUGAACAAAGGUCAAAUUUUAAAAGUAAAUCCAAUAAAUAUAGCGGAAAACUUCAAGGCGGGCGUCCGUUUUUAAUAUAAGUGCUAAUAAAUGAAAGUCUGGUGAAUAAAUUAGGUUUUUAUCAACGUUUAGGUUGUUGUUAAUAUGUCAUAGAUCAAAGAGCAUACGGGUCACAUGACCAUAAAAAAUGGCGGACGCAGUAUCUCCCAAAUGAAUUCAUACUACUCCCACUCAACUCUUUAUAGAACGUUCUGUUUCAACGGCCGAUACGUAGGUACUUAUUCAUAUUCAGAACUUACUGUCGUAGAAUACAAUUUCGUGUAGUGUAGUGCUGUGUCUUAUCUUUUCCUUGUACACUCCGUCAUAGUGAAUAACCAACCUAUAUAGUGAAUACAAUUUGAGUCCACUAUAUGGAGAAGUAAAUGAAAAUGAGAGCGAUUUCAGGCAAGGACGAGUAGCCUGUAUUCUCUCUGUCAUGGACAUUCAAACUGCUUCAACAUGUUUUUUACAGGUGUGUCUUGUCUAGUAAAAAGACUAUCGUCUCUUAUAUAUUUCUAACGUUCGAGAUGUUUAGAAAUUCGAGUGGUGGUGGGCCGAUUCGCCAACGAAGGCGCAACAGAGUCCGAGUACAAAGACAAAUCACUUUUAAAGUGUCUGUGCUUAAAAACUCCUCCAUUUCCCACAAUAGAUCACAUAGGGAUUCCACUCCACCCAGCCGUGUUGUAGUGCGACGGGAUUUGGAUGAAGAAGAGUUCAAGCAAGCACUGAGAGAUCAUUUUCCUCUUCCAAAAGAUUUUGAGCUAUGCAAAGUAAAUGGCCAAAGACAGGUCAUCCCUUUGCAGUUGGAAAGUUUGAAUCCCGAUCAGAUUUACUCGAGCAGUGCAUUGGGGAGAUCUGCCCUUUAUAUUCGUGUGAAGGUUGACCAGACAACAACAAGUUUGCCCAUAGAUGGGAGCAGCCAACCUCCCCACUCCACCUCAAGUGCGCCCACAGAUGGGAGAAGCGGACGUCCCUACUCCACCUCAAGUGCGCCCACAGAUAGGAGAAGCGGACGUCCCUACACCACCUCAAGUGCGCCCAAAGAUGGGAGAAGCGGACGUCCCUACACCACCUCAAGUGCGCCCACAGAUGAGAGCAGCGGACGUCACUACACCACCUCAAGUGCGCCCACAGAUGGGAGCAGCGGACGUCACUACACUACCUCAAGUGCGCCCACAGACGGGAUCAGCGGACAUCACUACACCACCUCAAGUGCGCCCACAGACGGAAGCAGUGGACGUCACUACACCACCUCAAGUGCGCCCACAGACGGAAGCAGUGGACGUCACUACACCACCUCAAGUGCGCCCACAGACGGGAGCAGCGGACGUCACUACACCACCUCAAGUGCGCCCACAGAUGGGAGCAGCGGACGUCACUACACCACCUCAAAUGCGCCCACAUAUGGGAGCAGCGGACGUCACUACACCACCUCAAGUGUGCUCACAGAUGGGAGCAGCGAACGUCACUACACCACCUCAAAGGCGCCCACAGAUGGGAGCAGCGGACGUCACUACACCACCUCAAGUGCGCCCACAGAUGGAAGAAAAAUUCAGAUUUUUUUUUAUUUGUGGUGUAAAAUAUAUAAAAUUUUAUAAUAUUAUAUAUAAUAUUUAUAAUAAAUAAAUAUUUUUAUUGACAUAUUUUGUGAUCCUUAGAGAGGACUUCUAUAUGGACUCGUCAGAAGUUGACAUUGAAGAAGUGACCCUUGCUUCUCCAGUGAGGAGUAAUAGUCCUGCCGCCGGCUAGUUUGUAUCCUCUGACACUUGGUUCACCUCACAUUUGUUCCUGGUCUAAAUAUUAGUGUAUUUUACUAUAGUUACCUAUCAUUGUCGUUGCCGAAUUAUUUAUAACUUUAUUUUCUUAAUCUAUAUUAAUUGAAGCGUAACGCCGCUAGCAUAUUAGCAUGUUAGCUUGCCUUCUGUUUACAGUGUGGAAUAUCAUCUCCCCCUAUUUGUCUUGUGUGCUAACUGUUUCUCUUUUUAAGCGUAUAUACUAAGACUCAUCAAGCAACCUUGGUAAGUUAGGAUUGCACUUCAUACCCGGUGAGUUAUGGCUUCUAUUCCUAUUGUUGUUACUUGCACCUCAUGUCAUAUGUUUAGUUUAGCCUUCUCUGUCAGCGGCGAGGGUUUUACAUGUGAUAAAUGCAGGGAAGUAGUUAGGCUGACGGAGAAGAUUUUAGAAUUAGAGUCUCGCAUCCAAUCUUUAUUUGAGGAUAGUAAGAGUGUAAGAACCGUAGAAAACACUUCGGAUGCGAGCAAUGUUAGCGCACACAGCUCGGUUCCGGUUGAAAAUCCCCUGCAGCUGGGAAACUUUGUGACGGUGAGACGGCAUAGUCGCAGGACAAAACAUCACUCAACCGUUCCGAUUAAAGUCUCGAACAGGUUUGCCCCGCUCAGUGACGCACCGACUGAGAAACCUGCUGAAAGUGCCCUAGUGAUCGGUGAUUCUAUUGUCCGGAACGUUAACAUAGAGACACCAGCCACCAUAGUCAAAUGUUUACCGGGAGCCAGAGCGCCUGACAUCAAGUCAAAUUUAAAUGUGCUGGCUAAGGCUAAUCGUAAAUACAGUAAGAUUGUUAUUCAUGUCGGCACAAAUGACGUUAGACUCCGUCAAUCGGAGAUCACUAAAGAUAAUAUUAAAGAGGUGUGUGAGCUCGCAAAAACGAUGUCAGACACUGUAAUAUUCUCUGGCCCCCUUACUGCUUACCGUGGUGAUGAGAUUUAUAGCAGAUUAUCAUCAUUAAAUGGCUGGCUGUCUGAGUGGUGCCUGCAGAAUAAUAUAGAUUUUAUAAAUAACUGGAAGAGUUUUGAGGGCAGACCUGACCUGUUGAAACGAGAUGGUCUCCAUCCCUCCUGGGAUGGGGUUUCCCUCCUCUCUAGAAAUUUGGCACACAGUCUUAAUAAUGCUAAAGUCUGACUGCCUAGGGCCCAGGUCAGGAAGGAGACAGAAUGGCUUAACCAACUGUCUGCUUGCCGUCUCGCGUUACAGAAUACACAAAAUAUACAACAUGUAAUAAUCCCUUCUUACAAACAACAUAAAAUAGAGACUGUGUCUGUCCCCCGGAUUAGCAAACAUAAGAUAUUGCGUAAACCUCUUUAAAGUAAUUUAAUAAACGUUAAACAAAUCAAACAUGAACAAAAUACAGAUAAUCAGCUGUUACGACUCGGAUUGCUUAAUAUUAGAUCUCUCUCAAAUAAAGCACUUUUUGUUAACGAUUUGAUAACCGAUCAUAAAAUAGACAUGCUUUGUUUGACAGAAACAUGGCUAAAGCCAGAUGAUUUUAUUACUCUAAAUGAAUCCGUUCCCCAUGAUUAUUACUAUAAACACGAGCCUCGUCUAAAAGGUAGAGGGGGAGGUGUCGCUGCACUUUACAAGAAUUCUUUUAUUACCUCUCAGAAGUCUAAUUUUAAAUACAAUUCUUUUGAAGUCAUGGUACUUCACGUAUCGACACCUAAUACUAAGGACAAAACAUUUUUAAAAUUUAUUCUAGCUAUUGUAUAUAGGCCUCCAGGGCACCACACAGAUUUUAUUAAAGAUUUUGGUGGGUUCUUAUCAGAACUAGUACUGGCCGCAGAUAGAGUCCUUGUCGUCGGUGACUUUAAUAUCCAUGUAGACAAUGAUACAGAUGCCUUGGGACUGGCUUUCAAAGACACUCUUAACUCCAUGGGCGUUAGUCAACAUGUGUCAGGACCCACUCACCUUCGUAAUCAUACUUUAGAUUUAAUACUUUCUUAUGGUAUAAAUGUGGACGAUGUUAAAAUCGUUCAGCAGAGUGAAGAUAUUUCGGAUCAUCAUCUGAUAUUAUGUUUGCUUCACUGGCCUACGGCUGCAAAUCAAACUCCUUGUUACAAAUAUGGUAGAACGAUCACUUCAACUACCAAAGAUGCGUUUCUCGAUAAUCUGCCUGAAUUGUCUAAAAUAUCUAGCAUGAGUAAUAACGUUGACGAUUUUGACACUACUAUUGAAAAUUUUAACUCUACUUUCUCGGAAAUAUUAGACACAGUUGCUCCUCUGCGUUUAAAGAAAAUUAAAAAUAGCAGCCCAACACCGUGGUAUAAUGAACACACUCAGACUCUAAAAAAGGCAUCCCGUAAAAUGGAGCGCAACUUUAAGAAAACGAAUUUAGAGGUAUUUCGUAUAGCAUGGAAGGAUAGUACUCGAAAUUACAGGAAUGCAAUAAAAACGUCUAGAUCCGCCUACUUUUCAACACUAAUAGAGGAAAACCAUCACAACCCUAGGUUCUUAUUUAACACCGUGGCUAAAUUAACAAAAAAUAAGUUGUCAUCGACGUCAGAUUCUGAUUAUCAGCAUAACAGUGAUGAAUUUAUGAACUACUUCACGAGUAAAAUCCAAGAUAUAAGAGAAAAAAUUAUAACAAUGCAACCUGUAGUGAAAUCCGCUGAACAAACUAACUACAGCACCCCUAAGGAGAAAUUGCAAUUAUUUUCUACAGUAGAUCACGAUGAACUGUCUAAAAUCAUUAGAUCAUCUAAAUCAUCAAAAUGCAUGCUAGACCCUAUACCUACAAAACUACUGAAAGAAAUGCUCCCAGAAAUUAUAGAUCCUCUUCUUAGUAUUAUUAACUCAUCUCUGACAUUAGGACAUGUGCCUAAAGCAUUUAAGGUGGCUGUUAUAAGGCCUCUUUUAAAAAAAACCCAAACUCGACCCUAAAGAACUAGGGAAUUACAGGCCUAUAUCGAAUUUACCUUUUAUAUCUAAAGUUCUGGAAAAAGUAGUUUCAACUCAAUUAUGCUCCUUCCUCCAAAGGAAUGACAUUAAUGAUGAAUUCCAGUCUGGAUUUCGAGCAUGUCACAGUACAGAGACUGCUUUGAUCAGAGUUACAAAUGAUCUGCUUUUAGCGUCUGACCGUGGCUGUAUUUCGUUAUUGGUGCUGCUAGACCUCAGUGCUGCAUUUGACACCAUUGACCACAGCAUACUUCUACAUAGACUCGAAAAUUACGUUGGCAUUAACGGAAUAGCAUUGAAAUGGUUUAAGUCUUAUUUAUCCGACCGUUUUCAAUUUGUAGCAAUAAACAAUGAGGUGUCCCGCAAAUCACAAGUCCAGUACGGUGUACCACAGGGCUCAGUCUUGGGACCCCUGCUCUUCGCAUUAUACAUGCUACCUCUAGGAGAUAUAAUAAAGCGACACGGAAUUAGCUUUCACUGUUAUGCUGAUGAUACUCAACUUUAUAUUUCCUCGAUGCCUCAUGAAACCCAGCAGUUUCAUCGAAUAAAGGAUUGCAUAGUUGACUUAAAAAUGUGGAUGAGUAACAAUUUUUUACUACUAAACUCGGACAAAACAGAAGUGUUACUUACUGGACCGAAAACUGCUAUGCGUAACAACCAAGAAUACUGCUUAACGAUUGACGGAUGCUCCAUAAAAUCCUCGUCAUCAGCUAAGAAUCUUGGCGUUGUAUUCGACAGUACUCUCUCAUUUGAAAGCCAUGUCGCAAACACCUGUAAAAUUGCAUUUUUCCAUCUUAAGAAUAUAUCUAAAUUACGUCAUAUACUGUCACUUUCAGAUGCAGAGAAAUUAAUUCAUGCAUUCAUGACAUCAAGACUAGAUUACUGUAAUGCACUUCUAGGUGGUUGCCCUGCGGGCCUAUUACAAAAACUGCAACUGGUUCAAAACGCGGCAGCUCGAGUUCUUACACGUACAAAAAAGUAUGAGCAUAUAACCCCGGUUCUGUCAACCUUGCACUGGUUACCUAUAAAGCAUCGCAUUAACUUUAAGAUCUUGCUUAUUACCUAUAAAGCCCUACAUGGUCUAGCGCCGCAGUAUUUGAAUGAACUUCUAUUGUAUUACAGACCUCCACGUACAUUACGCUCUAAGGGGUCCUGUCAGUUGGUAAUACCUAGAAUUUCAAAAUCAAGUGCAGGUGGUAGAUCGUUUUCUUAUCUAGCGCCUAAACUUUGGAAUAUUCUUCCCUGCAC